CUUGGGACGUUUGGCGAGGCAACCACCAUGGAUGCCGUUGCCACGGCUGAGAGCGAGAGGAGACGGAUAACAACCAACGGUCACCUUGUCCUUUGUUCACGACCCACUGGCCUGCCCAGCAGCAGGUCUUCUUCUUGGUCUCCUCUGCUCACAUCUGGCCGCGUCCGAAGACCCACACCCUCGCCACAAGUCUCCGCUUCCAGCUCCAGCCCCGCCCCCUUCUUCUCCCCUCGCCGUGCGCGCUCCAGCUCCACGCUCCUAGCCGAGCCACGCCUCCACCCGGAGAGAUCCACCCACCAGCUGAGCUAAGCCAGCGCCAGCGCCAGCCAUGGUCUUCUGGGAGCGCGACUGGUGGCGCAAGUGGUGGGAGAAGCGCCGGGGGGACUGCUCCGACUGCGAGUGCAGCUGGACCACGGCCAUCGUCUGCCUGGUCAUCCUGGCCGUGCUCGGGGGUGCCCUCGCCCUCCUCAUCCUCGCCUUCGCCGUCGUCAAACCGCCCACGGCCAGCGCCGACGACGCCCUCCUCACACGCUUCGACCUCGCCCCGGCCCCCAACUCCACGUCCACGGCGAGGCCGCCGCUCCAGCUCCUAUCCUACAACGCCACGGUCACCGUCUCCCUGCGCAACCCCAACCUGCACUACGGCAUCACCUUCGGGGCCGUGGCCGCGGCCUUCUCCUUCAACGGCACCCGCUUCGACGAGUCGGGCACCGUGCCGACCCUCGACCUCGGCGCACGGAAGGAGACCACGGUGCGCCUCAGGGUCGGCGCCGUCGGCCGCGCCCUGCCCAAGCUGCCGGCGGCCGGCGCGGCGGAGUUCGCCAAGCAGAAGGACGCCGGCGUGUUCGACGUGGAGGUGCGGCUGGACACGGUGAUGCAGUACAAGGGGCGCAAGGCCAAGUGCCCCCUGGGGAUCGUCUGCCCGCUCCGGCUGCAGCUCGUCGACCCGGACGUCGCCGCCACCGCCUUCCAGAAGACCAAGUGCACCAUCCUCAGGGCCAAGAUCUCCGGCUGCUAGCCCUCCCGCCCGCCGUUGCCACCACUUGAUUUGGUUUGGUUUCAUUUCCAAUUGUAAAAAUCGGUUCUUGCUCUGUGUUCUUCAUCAGUACUAGUAGUGGAGAACAAGCAUCGAUGUCUCUUCUAGUGUCACCCAAAGAAGGAAUUUCCGUCCCCUAGCUGGUGUAACUGUUGGUAGAUUAGAGAGAGGUUGCAGAACUAAUACUGCAGAACAAGCAAUAUUUCUAUUCA
Molecule: messenger RNA, 1248 nt
Organism: Aegilops tauschii subsp. strangulata
Lineage: Eukaryota; Viridiplantae; Streptophyta; Magnoliopsida; Poales; Poaceae
Product: NDR1/HIN1-like protein 3
Biological process (GO): defense response to other organism
Cellular component (GO): plasma membrane
Source: RefSeq, a predicted model, not a curated record